UAAACUAAGAAAUGGAGGGUCUACCGCAGCCGAUCCGUGAUCCCCAGAAUAUCCACAAAAAGAUUUUUAUCAACAACGAGUUUGUGGAUUCUGUUAGUGGCAAAAGUUUCCCUAUCAUCAAUCCAACAACAGGCAAAAAGUUUUGUGAUGUGGCCGAAGGCGAUAAGGAGGAUAUUGACAAGGCUGUUGCUGCAGCCAAGGAAGCCUUUAAGUUAGGGUCAACAUGGAGACGAAUGGAUGCCAGUCAGAGAGGAAGACUCCUGUUCAAAUUGGCGGACCUGCUCGAGAGAGACGCUCGAUUGAUUGCGAGCAUGAUCACACUGGAGAUGGGAAAAACUUUUUUACUUGCUUAUUUCGAAACACUCUGGGGCGCAGGGGCUCUUCGAUAUUUUGCGGGAUUCGCAGACAAACUUGGCGGCAAAACUAUUCCUAUUGAUGGAGAUUACUUCUGCUUCACUCGACAUGAACCUGUCGGUGUUUGCGGGCAGAUCAUUCCGUGGAAUUACCCUGCGGUCAUGUUCGUGUGGAAAAUAGCUCCGGCUUUAGCAUGUGGAUGUACAACGGUCAUUAAACCCGCAGAACAAACUCCUCUCUCAGCACUUCACAUAGCCACAUUGUGUAAAGAGGUAGGAAUACCCUCCGGUGUGGUCAACGUUGUGCCUGGUUACGGCCCCACGGCAGGAGCGGCUCUGACGUCACACCCAGAUGUGGACAAAGUAGCUUUCACUGGAUCCACCGAGGUUGGUCAGAUUAUUCUUCAAGCAAGUGGAGUGAAUAACAUAAAACGAACCACAUUAGAGCUUGGUGGGAAAAGUCCAAUCGUUGUCAUGGAUGACGCUAAUGUUGAUGAAGCUGCAACUUUUGCUCACAAUGGUGUGAUGAUGAAUGCAGGACAGUGUUGCUAUGCUGGUAGUAGAACAUUCGUUCACGAGAAGAUUUACGAUCAGUUUAUUGCUAAGACUCGUGAACUGGCAGAGAAAAGACUGGAGUUAACAGGGGAUCCUUUUGAUCCAAGAACAACACACGGCCCACAGGUAGAUGAGACGCAGUACAAGAAAAUAUUAGAGUUGAUUGACUCCGGUAAGAAAGAGGGCGCUAAGGUAGAGAGUGGUGGCGCUGCAUUAGAAAGGGAGGGAUUCUUCAUUAAACCGACUGUAUUCUCUGGAGUGACAGACAAUAUGAGAAUUGCCAAAGAAGAGAUUUUUGGCCCGGUUCAGCAGAUUUUUAAGUUCAAAACUCUUGAUGAAGUUAUAAAACGAGCAAACUCGACUGAAUACGGACUGGCCGCUGCCAUUUUUACGACAAAUGUCGACAAUGCCAUGAUGUUUACUCAAGGUGUUCGCGCUGGAACCAUAUGGGUGAAUAAUUAUGAAACAUUAAGUGCACAGGCGCCAUUUGGAGGAUUUAAAAUGUCGGGUAUUGGCCGAGAGCUUGGUGAGUACGGCUUGUCGGCGUACCAAGAGGUCAAGUCGGUCAUUAUGAAAAUUCCCCAGAAAAAUUCGUAAAGUUUGACGACGUCUUACUUGCACUCUGGAUAUCACUA
Saccostrea echinata is the source of this 1543-nucleotide messenger RNA. Its product is annotated as aldehyde dehydrogenase 1A1-like. Bases 12 to 1505 code for a protein of 497 amino acids. Gene Ontology annotation, molecular function: aldehyde dehydrogenase (NAD+) activity. NCBI's taxonomy places the organism in Eukaryota, Metazoa, Mollusca, Bivalvia, Ostreida, Ostreidae. The transcript is spliced from 13 exons. The record is from RefSeq and is a predicted model, not a curated record.